Messenger RNA from Trypanosoma conorhini, 846 nucleotides. RefSeq names its product B9 protein domain 1. Bases 1 to 846 code for a protein of 281 amino acids. Lineage: Eukaryota; Euglenozoa; Kinetoplastea; Trypanosomatida; Trypanosomatidae. Gene Ontology annotation, biological process: cilium assembly. Gene Ontology annotation, cellular component: MKS complex. The transcript has a single exon. The record is from RefSeq and is a predicted model, not a curated record.
AUGGAGAGCGGCGCGAGGGAAAAGGUGACGGACGCGGACUCGAUUCGCCGGCACGAGGGGGAGGAGGGGCAGCCGCGCGGCAAACAUCAUCGCCGCUACUCAGAAGAGUCAUCGGCAUCGCGCUCUGCUCCUGUUCCUGUUCCUGCCUCUGCUGCAACUUCGGCUGUGGCGCCAGUGAUGUCGAGAGCCGUGGCGUCGAAGAGGAUAGACGUCAUUGUGCGGGGCGUGCUGGAGAGUGCGGUGUGCCACGAGGCUGACACACUUUUUGCUCGUACGUAUUGGGUGCACGGCACCGACUGGGCACCGCUGGCGAACGUGACUGCCGCCGAGGAGGUUGUCACCGCCUCGCCGCUUGUGGCCCCGCUGGAGCGCCAGACGAAUAGCGAGGUGAUCACGCAGCUCUCCUGGAGCUCCAACGACCCGUUUGCGCGAUUCACGUGGGCGACCCCAUUUGAGUGUGCCUUGCGUGGCACCAACCCGCAUGGGUGGCCACAACUUGUAGUAACACUGCACACGGUGCCAAACGUUGUGCCAACGACCAGGCCAGCGCGCUCAGGAGGCGCAAGUGGUAGCGGGGAGAAGUGCCUCUCAUAUAGUCGUUGUUUUAUUCCGUUGCGCAGCGGGACGUACCGCAAGCAGUUGCCCCUGCUGCAGUUGAUGCCCAACACACGAAAACUGGCGUGGAUUGGGUGGUGGACAGGUGAGCGCUUAGAGCUGCGGGAUCCGGCGUUUCUCUGCAGCGGAGAGGAUCGGCGUGUGCUGUGUGCCAAGCCGCUCCCCGGACACAUCUCACUGUCGCUCUCCGUCGUAGUUAACGGAUUCACAGAGUGCGGCAUUGAGCCGUGA